Alosa sapidissima (American shad) is the source of this 3490-nucleotide messenger RNA. It is a transcript of the gene gpr185b, whose product is annotated as G protein-coupled receptor 185 b. The coding region runs from base 208 to 1206 and encodes 332 amino acids. The transcript is spliced from 2 exons. Gene Ontology annotation, cellular component: membrane. NCBI's taxonomy places the organism in Eukaryota, Metazoa, Chordata, Actinopteri, Clupeiformes, Clupeidae. The record is from RefSeq and is a predicted model, not a curated record. Gene Ontology annotation, biological process: G protein-coupled receptor signaling pathway. Gene Ontology annotation, molecular function: G protein-coupled receptor activity.
CUCUGCACAAGGAAUAUAACAUAUCUGUAGAAUUGUAUAUCGGCGUGACACACUCGGAUGACAGGACUGCUGUGAUCUGGUAAUUUCACGUUUUCGUUUUUUGUCUUCCUUAUUUCCCUCUAUACGGCUGUGUCUGUUUCUUCACGUCUAGUAGUCGAGGACUGCGCUUUGGGGGAAGACGGGGCACUGCAGCGCAAUGACUGAGCUAUGAUUCACUCUUUUGCUGCAGCAAUGAGCAACGAACUCCAGAACACCUCCUCCUUGAAUGCCGCGGGCACGUUGAAUUUCCCGGACGUGCAGAACUCGUCGCCGGUGCAGACGCAGGACCUCCGGCCGCUGGCAGUCAGUCCCUGGGACAUCGCUCUGUGCGUGACUGGCACGCUUAUCUCCUGCGAGAACGCGAUUGUCAUCGCCAUCCUUUUCUACACACCCACGCUGCGGGCGCCCAUGUUCAUCCUGAUCGGGAGCCUGGCCUUCGCGGACCUGGUCGCCGGUUUGGGGCUCAUUCUGAACUUCAUCUUCGUCUACAUCCUCAACUCGGAGCUUGUCACGCUCUUCUCAGUGGGUCUGCUCAUCGCUGCUUUCUCUGCCUCCAUACUCAACAUCCUGGCGAUCACGGUGGACCGGUACCUCUCGCUGUACAACGCGCUGACCUACCAUACGGAGCGCACCGUCACGUUCACCUACGUCAGUGUGGUGGUCAUCUGGCUGGUGUGUAUCGUGCUGGGGCUGCUGCCGGUGCUUGGCUGGAACUGCUUGCGUAACGACGCCAGUUGCAGCAUCUGCCGCCCGGUCACCAAGAGCAACGCGGUGGUGCUGGCCGUGACGUUCCUGCUCGUCUUCGCGCUUAUGAUGCAGCUCUACCUGCAGAUCUGCAAGAUCGCCUUCCGCCACGCGCAGCAGAUCGCUGUGCAGAACCAGUUCAUGGCCAUCUCCACCACCAAAGGCGUGUGCACGCUCUCGGCCAUCCUGUGCACGUUCGCCAUGUGCUGGUUGCCCUUCGCCAUGUACUCCAUCGUGGCAGACUCCAGCUACCCAAUCAUAUACACUUACGCAACCGUCUUGCCCGCCACGUGCAACUCUGUGAUCAACCCUAUCAUUUAUGCCUUUAGGAAUCCCGACAUCCAGAAAUCGCUGUGGCUCGCGUGCUGCGGCUGUUUCCCCACCAACCUCUCGUUGCGACCAAGGACAUCAAGUGACGUAUAGAUUGGGGGUCACUUUUCGUUGGCUAAGAUGUUUGUAUUAGCACUCUACUAUGUCCGCAUCACUGGGGGUAGUGUCUGCAUCGAGGGUGUGACGAGUUUGUUAGGAGAAAAAAAACGAAGCAGAAAAAUAUGGAAGUGUACAAUGAGACCUCUACGCCUUUUGUCGACCUUUUUCACGUCGCUGGUGACGACGUGUCGUGGGCCGCGGCUACAGACACUGCGUGUGCAAUCCCACGCUGAACAGUUUUUUUUUUUUUUUUUGCACAAAUGACUAGAGGUGUGGUUCAUUGUAAUAUCACUUCACAUUCGGUAGCACUUCUCACCGUCGGCGACAGGAGGAGAACUCGGGUUCUUCUUCGAUGUAACACGAGCGCUGAAAUUAAGCAGUUUAGCCAAAAUAUCAAUCUGCACGGUUAAAUGGACGAGGGUGAUAGGCAGGUAAAACAACCAAAUUCAGUUUAGUCUCGUCAGCUACGAACACAGGGCAUACAAGCAGCCAAAUAGUGUUUUCUAUAUUAAAACUUGAUACCAAUCAAUAUUUGGGUUAAGUGACAUUCUGCCCCCCAUAGGCUAGGCUAUUUCAGAAAUCCAUACUGUGUGAAUGAAAGCAAGUGUUCGCUUCUGAAGACGUGUGUCUCAACUGACAUUCCAAGCUAUGACGCUGUCCAUUUCAAUUCAGAUUCAAUCUGGCCGAAAAGACGUUACACAUACAGAGCCUGGCAAAUUAUGCCACUCAUAAUCACUUUUUUUUUUCAAAGAAAUGUGAAACGCCUCUCAUGGAUUCGCUAAAGCACAACGACACGGAAGAUCAGGUUUUCAGACGCGGUGCCAAAGAAGUUUCAGCACCACGGAGAGCUACCCAAGAGCAGAGGCCCCGAUGCCCAUGCAAGGCUGCUUUUUAAACACGAGGAGCGCGUUGUUCAUUUAAUUAUGCACGAGGAAGAGGUGAGGAGAAUAGAACGAACGCACUCCAGAGAGCGGAAGUGUGUACUCUUUCUCGGGUAAAACGUUGACAAUCCAGGUUUUUACACCCUUUGUAAUGUAUUCAAGCAUAUCAUGCCUGCUCCCGUUUGUCUCAACGCGAGCUGAUCUUAUUGGUUUCUGGCAUAGAAUGCUUUCUUCAAUCCGCCAACCAGUCGCGGGCACCAAUCGCCGUUUAUGACCAUAGUUGAACCAUUCAACGUCGCCUUUGCGAUAGCUGCAUGGUGUGCGUCAUUUACAGACUGAAGCAAAUGAACAUGUCUAUUUGAGGUAUAGAUUGAUCAAGAUCACAUACGCCUGCAAAACAUCAAAAUAAUUGACUUUUGAGUGUCUUGACCAGUGAGACCAGUUUUUUUUACACCUUCCUUUAGCCAAGUAUAGCCCUUCGGCCAUCUGAGCAUUAAACCCCAAUACACUGUAAGCCUAGACUGUUUUCGUUAGAGAUAACAGUAAAUAGUUCAACUAACAAAAUAUUUGUUGGCCAUACUACAGCAAUGCUGUGAAGUUAACCUUUACUUUUCUUUUUUCUGUGUCUAUUCCCCAGAAGCAAUCUCGUUUACGCGUGUUCAUGCUUGAUGGCAGAGUGCCACUGCCACGGGGCAGCUAGACACAGAGGUUAAUGAGGAUUACCUCGGCAAAUGAUUUCAUGCGAAAUGAGACGCCAUCCGAGUCGCUUUAAUUCGACCCGCGGUAACAUGUUUUCCACGGCGAAGCUUAAGUCAAUUUUGUUGCUAGAGGGCAGCUUCUCUUGGAUUGCUGAAACUAAAUUGGAAAACGAUAUAAAUAGCAUAGACAUGCUGAAAAUGAGAAGAAAAGUGGUAUACGCUGAAGUCCAGCUAUAAUGACCUAUGUGCCUGUAUACGCAGGUAACCAUUAUCUUUAGUUGGAGAGGCGGCUUUACCACUUGCUAUGGUUAACUAGUUUCUGUAGUCUUUGUGCGAAAAUAGCUAAAUUAACAAACUAUCACUGUUUUUUUUUAAGUCACCUCUACCGUAAGGACAUUGCAAAUCCAUUCAAAACAAGGUGAGAGAAACACAUUAAAAUGUAAAACAAAGAAAAAAAACUUGACUUAAUAUGACGCAGAGGUCACACAACUGAUGUACAACGUAGGAUGUCAUAGUUUUUAUACUAUACGUUUGUAACGUGAUGUUUUUUUUAUUGUUAUAAUUUUAUGUGGAGGGGAAACGGCCUAUCACAUGACCUUUUAAGAAACGGCGUUGUCUUAUUUUGACGUGCGAUAUGCUCUAUAUCGCCGUGUACGUUGUAUUCCGGCCUUAUCUCGUUUCCUCGCAAUAACGUUUCGG